Guillardia theta CCMP2712 is the source of this 528-nucleotide messenger RNA. RefSeq lists its product as hypothetical. The transcript has 3 exons. Bases 1 to 528 code for a protein of 175 amino acids. Lineage: Eukaryota; Cryptophyceae; Pyrenomonadales; Geminigeraceae. Gene Ontology annotation, molecular function: RNA binding; pseudouridine synthase activity. Gene Ontology annotation, biological process: pseudouridine synthesis. The record is from RefSeq and is a predicted model, not a curated record.
AUGGCAGUUUCUCUCCUCAUGCUCUGCAGCGCGAGCGCUGCAUACGCAUGGCAGGGAGGGCUACAGCUGCCGUACCAGCCGCUCACCGCCAGCAGGACAUGCAGGGAGAGAAAGAGGCACUACUCAUGUGCAUACUUCCGUCCCGAGGACGUUGUCUACUUCCAGGUCAUCGAGCGCAUGCCGACGAGCAGGCAGGUAGGGCGAGCAUGCGGGAUGGAGGAGGUGGCUGCACGGGCGCUAGUCGAGCUCGGGUCCGUGUUUGUGCGGGAGGAUGAGAUGAAAAUUUUCGUUCGUCCUCGGAGAUUUCCAGCGUGUUAUCAGGAAUGGAACGAUCGUGUGCUGUUCGAAGAUGAAAAGUUCCUCAUCAUCAACAAGCCGCAUAACCUCCCAUGCCAGGCCGUCGAUAGCAACUCGCACGAGACUGUGGUGGAGUGUGUCGGUAGAAAACUGAACAAACGUCUACAUCUCGCCCACCGGCUGGACAACUGCGUUGAGGUGAAGCUGUCAGCUGUUGAUGCUCGCCCCUGA